AUGGCUGAAGAAGGUAUGAGUAACACAGGGGUAGUAGUUAGGUUUUAUGGUCGCGGUUACGGUUUUAUCAAACCCGAUGGAGCCGAGGUAAACCUGUUCGUUCACCAUUCUGAGAUCCAAUCAGAUGGUUAUCGGAUUCUUCGUGAAGGUCAGAAGGUUACGUUUUUGGUUGCUGAGAUGGAAGAUGGGCGUACCAAGGCUGUUAAGGUCACCCCAAUCGACAAGUUGAAUGUUAAGAGAAACCAUAAGAAGCGAAGUAAUAAUAGUAAUAAUAAUGUGGUUGGUGUUGAAUGUUAUAACUGUGGUGGUUUUGCGCAUCUUGCAAGGGAUUGUAGUAGUCCUGUUAACGUUACUAACGGUCGCUCUGCUAACGAUCGCAAGUGUUUUAACUGUGGAGUGUUGGGUCAUAUUGCUAGGGAUUGUGAUCGUGAAGUUAAAAGUAGCGGCGGUGAAUGCUAUAACUGUGGUGUGGUUGGGCAUAUGGCAAAGGACUGUACUUCAAAUUCCGGUGGUGGUACUAAGAGGUCCGGUGGUGGUGAUGGUAGCUGCUACAAUUGUCGUCAAAAAGGACACUUUGCUCGCGAAUGCCCUUCUGCUGCUAGUGCUCGUUGA
Molecule: messenger RNA, 612 nt
Organism: Erigeron canadensis
Lineage: Eukaryota; Viridiplantae; Streptophyta; Magnoliopsida; Asterales; Asteraceae
Product: cold shock protein 1-like
Exons: 1
Coding region: 1-612 (203 amino acids)
Molecular function (GO): nucleic acid binding; zinc ion binding
Source: RefSeq, a predicted model, not a curated record